UUCCACGGGUAUAAAAAGGCCCAGGCGGGAUGUGGCCGCAGAUGUCCUGGUAGUGGUGUCGCAGGAGAAAGUGCCCAGCUUCACAUCUAAACCUUUGCUGAUCUCUGCUGGGAGCUUCCCUGUCCAGUGGAAGCCGCUGACCCGAGCUGUGGGUGGUCUUCCUCUGCUGGCCUACUGCCUGCCGCCCGCCACCUGUCUCUCCCAGGGCCACCUGUCCGGCUCCUGGUCCGGCAGCCCGCAGCACCUCUGGCUCCAUGGGCUCCUAUACGCGGCACUAUGAGGUUUCCUAUCCACAAAACGAUCGGGAAACCCUGCAGUUCCUGAACGACCGCCUGGCCAGCUACCUGGACAGGGUGCGGCAGCUGGAGCGGGAAAACGAGGAGGUGGAGCGGCGCCUCCAGGAGGCCAACCAGCAGCCACAAGCAGGGAAGAGCAAUGGUUACCAGUCCUACUUCCGUGUCAUCGAGGAGCUGCAGCAGAAGAUUCUGUUAACCAAGGCAGACAACACCAGGAUGCUGGUGCACAUCGAUAACGCCAAACUGGCUGCCGACGACUUCAGGACCAAGUACCAGUCGGAGCUGUCCCUGCGGCAGGUGGUGGAGUGGGACAUCCACGGCCUGCGCAGGAUCCUGGAUGACCUGACCCUGUGCAAGGCCGGCCUGGAGGCGCAGGUGGAGUCGCUGAAGGAGGAGCUGCUGUCCCUCAAGAAGAGCCACGAGGAGGAAGUGGCUCAGCUCCAAAGCCAGCUCGGGGACCGGCUGAACAUCGAGGUGGCUGCUGCGCCCCCUGUGGACCUGACCCGCGUGCUGGAGGAGAUGAGGCACCAGUAUGAGGCUGUGGUGGAGACCAACCGUAGGGACGCGGAGCAGUGGUUCAGCACGCAGAUGGAGGAGCUGAACCAGCAGGUGGCCACCAGCUCGGCACAACUUCAGAACUACCAGGAGGACAUUAUCGACCUGAAGCGCUCAGCCAACAUUCUGGAGAUUGAGCUGCAGGCCCAGAACAGUCUGAGGGACUCCCUGGAGAACACGCUAAACGAGACCAAGGCCCGCUACGGCUCGCAGCUGGCCCAGAUGCAGGGCCUGAUCGGCAGCGUGGAGUCGCAGCUGGUGGAGAUCCGGGCUGACCUGGAGCGGCAGAACCAGGAGUACCAGGUGCUGCUGGAUGUGCGGGCGCGGCUGGAGUGCGAGAUCAACACGUACCGGGGCCUGCUGGACAGCGAGGACUUCAAGGACUCCUUGGAUAACAUGCUGGUGGGGACCAAGGCCCGCUAUGGCCGGCAGCUGGCCCAGAUGCAGGGCCUGAUCAUCAACAUGGAGUCGCAGCUGGUGGAGAUCCAGGCUGACCCGGAGCGGCAGAACCAGGAGCACCAGGCGCUGCUGGACGUGGAGCUCAGGUUUCCGGACAAGGUCAACAGACGGGCCCCCGGGACCAGCACCGGCACCACUCUCAUCGCCGCCUCCGUCAGCGAUCCUCCCCAACCCCCGGAAGUCAGUGCCGCUCUCUCCCUAUUUUUGAAGACGAGGAGCCUGGGGAGACUGCACAGCUCCUGGGUGGUGAAGCCAGGGGACGGAGCUCUUCGCUGUGACCUGGCUGCCGUGGGGAAGGGACAUCCGAUGAGGCUUCACGGCAGCCCCUGUCAGCUCUGGGCCAGUCCAGGGCGCGCAGCAGCCGCCCGGCCCGGGGGCUCUCCCUGCGAGAAGGGCCGGCAGGGCGCUCAGCUCCGGCAGCCUCUGUCCGAAAGCCUGCACCACCUCCUCUGCAUAGGCAGCCAGCAGGGUGACAGGGUGCCUGGGGGUCAGCGGGACCCACAGGUCCUGGGCCGCGGGUCACUCGGGCAUCGGGUGGCCCUGCUGCCGAUCUUCAGCUUCUCCCUUCCCAAACUAACCGCAGCCAGCCAGCCCGGCAAAAUGCCCUGCUUCUGGCAGCUCAGCAUUUCUGCUCCUGGUGCCUGGACCCUGGGACUCAUGGGCCGGGACACCCGGGAGAGAACCUGCUACAUCAUCCUGGUGCGUCCCUUUCGCUUCGAGUUGGGGAAAAUGUUCGAAGGUGACGCCAUCCCUGUGCGGCCUCCUUCGACCUCUCUGGACUUUCCCGGUGGGGCUGCUCACGGUUGGGAUGAGACGGACACCCAGCGGGAACGCGCAGUGGACGCUUCCUUAUUCAUGCAGCCUCUGAUGCUUUUCCAGGACGCCUGA
Messenger RNA from Fukomys damarensis (Damara mole-rat), 2198 nucleotides. Its product is annotated as keratin, type I cuticular Ha2-like. Bases 255 to 2198 code for a protein of 647 amino acids. The record is from RefSeq and is a predicted model, not a curated record. Gene Ontology annotation, molecular function: structural molecule activity. The transcript is spliced from 14 exons. Lineage: Eukaryota; Metazoa; Chordata; Mammalia; Rodentia; Bathyergidae.